Molecule: messenger RNA, 1916 nt
Organism: Acyrthosiphon pisum (pea aphid)
Lineage: Eukaryota; Metazoa; Arthropoda; Insecta; Hemiptera; Aphididae
Product: transcriptional adapter 2B
Exons: 10
Coding region: 348-1454 (368 amino acids)
Biological process (GO): chromatin remodeling; regulation of transcription by RNA polymerase II
Cellular component (GO): SAGA-type complex; nucleus
Molecular function (GO): transcription coactivator activity; chromatin binding
Source: RefSeq, a predicted model, not a curated record
GUACCUCUCAAACGGUUUUCGUCGUUUUUUUCCGCUGAUAAUCGUCGCAGACCGCAGUGACAUUCUGUAAACGAUACGCGCCGCACAUCGCGGCUCUCCGAAGUGUCGUAGCCUGUAGGCGACCGUGCUAGUGUCGCACAGUCGCAGUCGCAUUUGUCGCAAUCGGUUCGCCGUCUGCGCGAUCUGAGGCCACAAUACGACCUGCGUCGCAGUUGUCUGCGGUUUUCGCGCGAACGUCCGUCUGGAGAGGAUCACACCGGUCGGCGAGAACACGAGAGCACGUCUACCUUAUGCCGUGGUCAAUUCGGCUGGUUUGUCGCUCAGCACAGAUAUUAUAGGUUCUAACUAUGGAUAACACUUGUACAUAUUGUCAGGAUGUCAUAGACAGUUUAACUGUAAUAUGCUUGGAAUGUUCAUACUUUCAAUUAUGUUUGGCCUGUUAUAGUCAUGGAGCAGAAAUUGGAGAGCAUAAAAAUAACCAUGGAUACAAGUUAAAAGGUCAAAAAUCACCUGGGCAGUAUUUAGUUACAACGGACGGAUGGACUGGUGAUGAGCUCAUGCAAAUUUUAGACUUUGCUGAGCAAUAUUCUUUUGGAUGUUGGGAUGAGUUACCAAAACACAUAUUAAAUCGAACUCCAUCAGAAAUCAAAUUUCAAUUUGCUAAAUAUUUCUUGGAUGGUACGAUUGGAAGGCUAACAUGGGGUACAAUAAAUAAACCACAAUUAGAAGAUCGUACUGUUAAUUUCAAACUAAAUGAAAGUGUUACUCAUUUAUCUGGAUUAUCUAAAGCUCAGUAUGCUGAAAUUGGAUACAAUCCAAUAAGAGACGAAUUUGAGUUGGAAAAUGAUUUUGACAAUAAUGCAGAGGCAGUUUUAAGUAUUACAUCAGAAUGGAAUGAUUUUGGAGAUGAUUAUAAUCUUGCGUGUAUCGAUAUGUAUUGUGCACGGUUAUAUGAACGUGAAUAUGCCAAAGAAGUUGUUCACGAUUAUCAAUUGAUGGAUAAAUAUUUUUUCUCUAAAGAUAAACCCAAGCGUAGACUAACACCAGAAGAAAGAAGUAUAAUAAGCAUUGAAAAUCAAAUAAAAAAAUUCAGUCGAUAUUUAACGGAAGUUGAAUUGUGGUCAUUAAAUAUACGGCUGCAACAAGAAUAUCUGCUAAAAAAACGGCGUGAAGAAUUUAUCUAUUACAGAAAAAAUGGAAUUACAAAAAUAUACGACAUUGUAAAAUUUAAUCUUUUACAUUAUAGCAUGGUCAUAGAUGAACAAUCCGAACAAUCAUCUUCUGAUGUUCUAACUCCGGCACCCAUCAAACGUGGUGAAAAGAAAAGGAAAAAACGAAAACGACCAAAAUUAUUCCAUAAGAAAAAUCAUGUUUAUCAUCGUACACCUCAAUACAUUGCUGCUCUCAAUAGAGUAUUGACUCAAAAUAAUGAAACUGAAGAUAAUUCUGAUUAAUAUUAAGGUUCUAAGUUACCUACUAGUAAUAACAAUAAUAGUAUGUGAAUAAAAAUUGAAAGAAAGAUAUCUUUAAAAUUGUGUUCAAUAAUUAUUAAUUAAUUAAUAUGACUGAUAAAAGUUAUAAAACUUCAAGUAUGAUCAAAUCCUGAUUAUACAUUUAAAAUAUAUAUGAUGUUGUACAUAAGUAAAUAUAACAAAAGAUAAUUUUCACUUUUUGCAUAUUAAAAAAAUAUAUUUGUUGAAUUUUAGUAAAUGACAGUAUUAUUUAAACUCGAAUUUAAAUAUAUUUUUGAAUUUGGUUUCUAUUGAUAAAUUAUUUAUACUAUACAAAAUAUAUAUUUUUUUUUUUAUGUACAAUUAAUUGCAAUAACCCUAAAUAUGUUGAUAUUGUAUGUAAGUGCAAAGUAUACUGAAGUAUAAAAUAUUUCAUUGAACGCAAACAUUUGUAUAAAUUUAAUA